Molecule: messenger RNA, 1443 nt
Organism: Tripterygium wilfordii
Lineage: Eukaryota; Viridiplantae; Streptophyta; Magnoliopsida; Celastrales; Celastraceae
Product: microtubule-binding protein TANGLED-like
Exons: 4
Coding region: 143-1237 (364 amino acids)
Biological process (GO): regulation of phragmoplast microtubule organization
Molecular function (GO): microtubule binding
Source: RefSeq, a predicted model, not a curated record
GAGAGAAGAGAGAGAGAAACUGUAACCGAAAGAAACCCAUUAUGAUGAAGUCUCUCAGGUUUAUGGGUAUUUAGAGAGAGAAACAGAGAGCAAAUCCUUUUGAGACUCUUUUUUUGUUGUGGGUGUUUUGAGGUCUGCAAUCAUGGUUGCAAGAACCCCACCUAAGCAGAGGAGAUCAAUGGUAGCUCCCCUCAACCCCAUUCUCAUCAGAGAAACUGUAAACAAGGUGGAUAAAUGCAUGGCAAGAUUGCAAGAACUGCAAUAUACAGUAUCAGGAGGAACCAAGGUGAUAGCUGGAGUGAGUCUGAGUCCAAGGAGCACCAGAGGUUACUUAAGGACUAGUCUUAGGUGCAAGCAAGAAACUUUGAGGAUCAAGAAUGGUGCCGCUAGGAAAUCUCCGGUGGGGAAGUUCCCAGCAAGUACAGGAGGCGAAUGGAGGCGAAUGUCGUUACCAGCAAUGUUGUUAGGAGAAACAGUGGGAGAGAUUCUACAAGCAAGCCAAUUUGCAAAAGAAAUAGUAGCAGCAGUUGCUCAAAAGACCAAGAGAAUAGCCCCAGAAGAUCCGAAAACACCAGUCACAGAACAGAGGAAACCGAGACCCCUGCUUGAGAACACUGAGCUCAAGACUAGAAGGAAGAAGGAGAAGCAAAAUAAACUGCAACUAAUCCGAUCAGAAUCUGAUACACCGUCUCUUCAAAGGGCUCGAUCGCGGAUCAAUUUCAAGGUUUCACCUCCAAAAAAGACCGACUUAAACAAAGACAAUAGUAACCAUUAUGUGGCCAACAGAGUAUCUCCCAAGCACAAGCCUUGGGCUAAAAAAACUGUACUUUUUCCUAACCCUUUGUUCCUUUCUACACCUUCUGCUCUACAGCAACCAAAGUUCUGCAAGACAAGGUCUCCAAUUAUAGCAAGAAGUAAACAACAGACUCCACACAAGUUCUUGAUUAAGUCUCCGCCAUCGUCCUCUUCGAAAUAUCAUGUUAAGAUCAAGAGCCCACCACUUCUUUCACUUUCUCCUACAAGGUCUGCAAACUUGAGCAAGAAAUCAUCACCAAAGGUGUCAACUGCCUCGAAACUGCGGCGAUCUUUUUCACCUUCCAGGCUUGCCAACAGAUUGGUGUCUCCUUUAAAGGGCAGAAAAAGUGUACAGAAGAUUGAUGGUCAUGGGCUGAUGAAUGGACUGAAACAGCGUCCAGUUUCAAUUCCUAAGCAAUUCCCAACUAUGAUGAGGAUUUGAAUGUGUGUAUAUUCUUUAAUUUAUUGAUUUUGCCCUGUUUGAAAUACUUUCUCAACAGCCAUAGUUGAUUUAUUUCCAUUCUUAAUUGUGAGUUCGACAACCAGUCUUUCUACAUUAUGCACUUUGCAAGUCUUUUUGACGAUAAAUGUAGAUUUCCAUUGUAAAAUUUAAGUUCAAUUGGAUCCGAACCAAGGCCCUUGAACAUA